CGGAGGAGAGAUGGCCAGUUUGGCAGUUGGCGCCACCAGUUCGGCCGACACAUGGCCACUGCCGCUAUCAUCGCCGAAAUUUGGAAUCUCGGCGAAUUUGGGGGGAAUUGUUUUUUUUUAUAAGUUCGGCUUGUCGGAAGGCAGUGACUUCCGCCAGCUCAAACCCUAAAAAAAUCGAGCAAAUGCGACGCCACAUUCGGGAUUGACCACUCCCUUGCCAGAACUGGUUGGAUUCAAAGCUCCCCGGCACUUCAUCGCAUUGCUGAGAUCCCCUAUUCUCUUCUAUUCUGCUAUUGAUUUGGGACUUCAAGAUGGUUUCCACAUUCUCUACCUUUGCUGAUACAUGGUGGAGAAGCUUGUUUGACUUCAUGACUACGCUUUGCAUUAACUUUCUUCCCUAGAUUACAAGAGUGGGUACUUUUUGUUAGGAAAGCUAAUUGUGGUGCAAAAAUGGUGGAAACAUGUGUUGGUCCAAGUGAACUUCAUUUGAAGAAGGAGCUUACUGCUCUUCAAAAGGCUCGGUUUUUACGUGACCCUGAAACAUGUUCUUCUUGGAAGUCCCCAGCCAGUUCUAAAUCCCUAAUUGCUAUCUCCAAUAUAAAUUCCAAAAAUCAAAUAAUAGGCGAUUUAGCAGGAAAAACCAAUGUUUCACAUGCAAUACUUGACAAAGGUGAAGCAAAGAGCAAUAAGAUAUAUCUUUAUAAUUGGAAGCACCGAUCUACCAGAUCUAUUGAUAAUGGGACAAAAUCAGUUGAAGAUAAACAGCUAUCAGUCAGGGAAUCUUCUGAAGAUAAUCUAAGAAAUCAUCAUGUUCUGGAUUCUAAUAGUCAUGCAUAUCCUGAAUGUCUUGGAAGUAUAUAUAAAGUCACUGGCACAAAUUUAGAUGCUUUAUACAGGAAAACUGAUAGAACUUCAAGAAAAAGUUCCAAAGCAAGGAAAGGUAUGAAUAAUCAAGGACCAAUCUCAAUGUUACUUGAUAUGGAAUCUAACCCUUUGGCAUUUGUUAACUCUGCUGAACAAUCUGAUGAUGCUGAAAACUGCAAUGCUGAAGAUUUACCACAGUUGAAGCAUGAGCUAUCCCAAUGGAAAGUUCAGUGUUCCCUCUCAGCUUCACCAUUAUUAAGUGAUUCUGGAUUUAGCAAUUUGUCAUAUUCCUCCAAAAUCUUCAGAAUGAUGCAAAAGCAAGAAUCAUCAUCUUGCACUCCAGCAUCAACUAACUCCUACUACAAAUUUGGGGUUCAUAACCCCAGUGUUGUUGAUUCAUGUGAUGGUACAGCAACUUCUUGUGAGGGGGAUGAAUUGGACCGUCCAGAUUUACCUAAUAAUCAAGGUUGUGGAAUGAGUUGCUACUGGUCAAAGAGAACUAAAUAUAGAGGAAUUGGAGGCCUUAAUUCUCCUUCACUGUCAGACACUAUAAAAAGGAAAGGGAGUAUCAUUCUAUGUGGAAGGAAGAGAUCCUCUGGUCAUUCUAAGCCAAAGCAUACCUCUAAAGUUUCUCAAGGUUUGCCUUUGUUGACUAAUAGCUGUAAUGAUGGAAGUUCCUGCUUAGAUACAGCCAGUGAUGAGUUAUCAACUAACCUUGGAGAACUUGAUUUAGAGGCAGUAAGCCGAUUAAAUGGAAUGAGAUGGUCUAGCUGUAAAAGCCAAGAUACAUUGGAAGUAGCCAGACUUGGAGAAUAUGACUUGGAGCUUGAGGACAAAAGAGAUAUAAUCCAUAAGUACCAGCCAAGAUCCUUUGAUGAAAUUAUAGGUCAAAACAUUGUUGUUCACUCUCUUAGCAAUGCCAUCUUGUGGGGGAGAAUAGCUCCUGCCUAUCUGUUUCAGGGUCCUCGUGGAACAGGAAAAACUUCUGUUGCAAGAAUAUUUGCAGCGGCCUUGAAUUGUUUGUCUAAUGAGGACAAGAAACCAUGUUGGUUAUGUUGGGAAUGCACUGCUUUUUCCAGCAGAAGCAGAACAACCAUGCAUGAAGUGAAUGCCACGAGUAAGAAAAAGUUGGAUAAGCUUAGAUAUUUGUUAAAACAUCUCUCACUGUCUAAACCAACUUCUCGGUAUAGGAUCUUUGUUAUUGAUGAUUGCCACAUGAUAUCUCAAAAGGUUUGGUCGUCGUUUACUAAGUAUCUUGAAGAAGAUUUGCCUCGUGUUGUCUUCAUAUUUUGCACAAUUGACAUGAUGAACUUGCCUCACUCAAUUAUAACGCGUUGUCAAAAAUACAGCUUCUCUAAGGUCAAAGAUGUUGACAUUGCCUGCAGAUUAAGAAACAUUUCUGAACAAGAGAAUCUUGAUGUUGAACUGGAGGCUAUAAAUUUAAUUGCUUUGAAUUCAGAUGGUUCACCAAGAGAUGCAGAAUCAAUGCUAGAUCAACUGAGCUUGCUGGGAAAAACAAUAACAACUACUCUUGUAAAUGAUUUUGUUGGAGUUGUUUCUGAUGAUAAGUUGCUUGAUCUCCUGGAGAUAGCUAUGUCAUCCAACAAUGCUGAAACUGUUAAAAGGUCUAGAGAAUUGCUGGAUUCUGGUAUUGAUCCGAUUGCUUUGAUGUCUCAACUCGCCGGUCUUAUAAUGGACAUAAUUGCUGGUACCUACGAAUUAAAGAAUUUGCAGAUUCAUGACACAACUCUUGGGAAGCAUAGUUUAACUGAAGCUGAGUUAGACAGAUUAAAACAAGCUUUGAAAAUUGUUUCUGAUGCUGAAAGGCAACUCCGUUGUUCUAGUGAGCGCUCAACAUGGUUCACAGCAGCUCUGCUUCGUCUUGGUGAGAGUCAGUGUUUAGAAAACACUCAAUCUAGCAACAACAACAAACAGAACACUGACAUGGUUUAUAACACCAGAUUCUGUCAGGGCAGGAGAUCUCUUGGUGAUGCAAUAAUUGAUACUCGUCUAGCAAAUGAGGCAACAUGUGUGAAGUUAUGUGCACAUGCAAACUCAGAUGAUUUAGACAUGACCUGGAGAAGGUGCAUUGAUCAGUGUCAUUCAAAUACCUUGAAGCAAUUGCUAUAUGGCAAUGGAAGGUUGAUAUCAAUUACUGAUAAUGAAGGAACCUUGAUUGUUCUAAUUACAUUUGAGGAUGAUAAGAUAAAGACCAGAGCAGAGAGGUUUUUAAGCAGCAUCACAAACUCAUUUGAGAUGGUCUUGAAACAAAAUGUGGAGGUCAGGUUGAGUCUUCUACCAAAAAAUAAUGUUGAAGGAACAGAAGCUUCUUCAGAAUCUUCUGCAGGCAAUUUGCUCCAAAGAGAAGGCAGCAAUAAAGUAGAAUUAAAGACUGUAUCUGGCCUUUCUGAGAAAGACAAGCUUAAAAGAACAUCCAAUCUUCCAGUGAACAGUGUCAAUCAUUCUGAAAAGCUGCAAUCAGCAGAAAAACCUGAGAAACCUGAAGCAAUAGGAGACAACCAAGUACCUAGUAUUCCGAUGCCUUUGGCAGAAGUUAAAGGGGAAUCGACACAUCAGUGUCAGAAAGCAACCUCUGAUGAGCAAAGGUUAGAGAGUGUUUGGAUUCAAGCUGCAGAUAACUAUACACCUGAAUUCUUAGGUCACUCAAAGCCGGAGAAGAACCAGAUACUCCCACAAAAUGGUGCCAUUUCUCAGGCUAAUAUCCAGUCCCUUAUGGCUCUGGAUGCAGCAUCAAGAAGUAGGAUAGAUGAACUAAAUCAUGAAAUCAAUUGUUUAAAAGUCUGCGAUGCUGAGGACAGCCACAAGGAACAAGCUGGAGCUGCCAAUCCGCAUGUCGUUUCUCCAAGUCUAUUGCACAAAGAAAACCAGGGUUAUGAACCAGGACCCGGAUGCAAUGGGCUCCUCUGUUGGAGAACCAGAAAAAGCAAUGGGCGAAGGGUAAAACAAGGAGUUCUCAUUGGAUCAAAAAAGACUGGUGGCCAACUUUCAUUGUUAGGGCAGUGCUCCAAACUGAAUUCAUUCUCUCAAAUCGAAACUUACUGCCGCUAGCUUCGGUUGUAAAAGUGUCCAUCUUUGAAAGCUUUGCUAUACAAAACUUGAUCGAGCCUGAGACAGAUAUUUACUCUGCGAUUGAAUGGCUAGUAAAGAGCAGCUUUGGUUUUCCAGCGUAAUGGUUUCUCAUGCUGAAAAUUGAUCACGGAAAUCAAUUAAUUGAACACGAAUAGCUAUUUUACUAGUAGAUGAGAUUUGCAUCCUUAUCUUUGAUCUCUUACAUGCAGUAGCUCAUCUCUCUCUGUAGCAUUGCUUGGUGGGCUAUCAGUUGAGUUGCUUAUUGGGGUCUUGAGUUUGGAUUCUUGAUUCUGAAUGGUCCAACUUUGUUUUUUAAAUUUUCUACACUAUCAAAACAUUUUGUCAAGUCUUUGGUAAA
This is a messenger RNA of Zingiber officinale, 4312 nucleotides long. Its product is annotated as protein STICHEL-like. Gene Ontology annotation, molecular function: DNA clamp loader activity; DNA binding; ATP binding. Gene Ontology annotation, cellular component: DNA polymerase III complex; DNA replication factor C complex; nucleus. The record is from RefSeq and is a predicted model, not a curated record. The transcript is spliced from 9 exons. Bases 451 to 3933 code for a protein of 1160 amino acids. Gene Ontology annotation, biological process: DNA repair; DNA-templated DNA replication. NCBI's taxonomy places the organism in Eukaryota, Viridiplantae, Streptophyta, Magnoliopsida, Zingiberales, Zingiberaceae.